UUGUUGCAAAGAGAAAACUUCUGUUUGCUAUAAAACAUUAAUCCGGUUUGUUACUAAAUUUGUGAAUAAAAACAAGCAAUGAGGCAUAAAAAUAAUAAAAUAAAUUCAAUUAGAUAUUAAUACGAAAUCAAUUGAUUGUGUGCAGCGUUUAAACAAUAACCACCCCUUUAAAACUUAAAAAUGUGGAUAAUCAACGCGAUUGUGGUGCAUUUAUUAUUACUUGGCUCCAUAUUUGUUAUAUAUUUUCGUUCACCAAUCAUAGCUGGUUUGCAGCCGCAAAAGCCAAUACAUUUGGAAGCGCCUGCAAAACGACUAGUGCUCAUUGUGACUGAUGGUUUGCGUGCAGAAUCGUUUUUUCGUAAUGGCUGUGAAGACAUACCAAAUUUAAGUAAAUUAAUAUUAAAAACAAAUGGUUUGGUGGGCAUUUCACAUACGCGUGUACCAACUGAAUCAAGACCCGGUCAUAUAGCGCUCAUCGCUGGUCUAUAUGAAGAUCCAUCGGCUGUAACACGCGGUUGGAAACGUAAUCCUGUCGAUUUUGACACCGUAUUCAAUCGCAGUCGGCAUACAUACGCUUGGGGCGCUGCAGAUGUGCUGCAUAUAUUUUCACGUAUGGGUGGCAUAGAGAGUGAGCAAAGGCUACUUAUUGACGCAUAUGACCACGAACUGGAUUUCUCUGGUCGUGAUAAAACCUAUGAAUUAGAUGACUGGGUAUUUGAACGUGUGCGCCAACUACUCGCACGCAAGCGCGUGGAGCUACGUGAGCAGAAGCAAAUUAUUUUCUUUUUACAUUUGUUGGGCUUAGAUACGGCUGGGCAUGUGCAUAAGCCUGGAACGCCAAAUUUCUUAGAAAAUUUGCAUCGCACUGAACGAGGUAUAACGGAGUUAUAUGAGGAGUUCGAGAGCGUAUUUCCAGAUAACCGCACUGCUUAUGUGUUGACUUCCGAUCAUGGCAUGACAAAUGCGGGAUCGCAUGGCUCCAGUGACGCAUUUGAGACUGAAACACCGUUCUUCCUUUGGGGCGCCGGUGUUACUAACGAUAUUAGCUGUGAAAAUAAAUAUAAAAUUGGCGACGACAUCACGCGUCCCCGCUGUAACAUGCAACAAGCGCAAAUAGCCCCAAUUAUGUCAGCUUUAAUUGGCAUUGCGCCACCAAUGAAUAACGUUGGUAUACUGCCGUUACAAUACUUAAAUGCUACGCCCGAAUAUAAAUCGCACGCGGCGCACAGCAAUGCUUUGCAGCUUUUAGCACAAUUUCAAGCGCUUUUGACAACACAUCAGCGUGGACUCUUCUCAGGUUAUCUAUUAGGUUACAAUGAACUCAAUGAAGCAGUUAUUGCACAAUAUUUAGUGCAUACAGAAAAGUAUAUGCGAAAUGGUCAAUAUGAGGAUGCAAUUAACGGUAGUUAUAACGUAAUGCAGCUUGCUUUAAAAGGCAUCGAGUAUUAUCAGGGUUAUUAUCGACGUCCAUUGCAGCUUAGCACCACAGCCACCUUUAUAUGUUGGAUUAUCUAUUGUCUACAAUUGCUACUAGGACAACAACAAAUGAUGAAGCGUUCUCAAGGCCGAUUAACGGUAACAUUUAAGCAAAAGCUGGGUCUACUUGUCACCUGCGUGUUGCUGCUAUUGCAGCGUGUGCCAUUGGUGAUAGCGUUUUAUCUGCUGCUACCGUUACUAGUGUGGCUGUUGUUAGUGCAGAAGCAAGGCAUCUCUUUACUGCCACUCCUGCGUGCUAUGCCGCUAAUACAAUUGUUGGCGUUAGUUUUGUGCGCCGAAUUGUUUGUCUACAGUUUCUUUGAGCGCAAACUUAUUUCCCUAAGUUUUCUCAUUUACUCAGUAUUUAUUAAUUUACGCGCUUUUCCAGCUAAAAAUGUCAAGUUUUACAUAUGGCUUGUGUUAAGCUUAGUUUUGGCUACAUUUCCGCUGCUGCCGCCAACUCUUGGCUACACAAACACAUGGUUGCUGCUGCUCGGCAUGUGCGUCACGUUGCUGCGCCCAUUUGCCGUUAAGUCACACAUCCAUUGGCAUAUAAAAGUGCCAGCGUUGGUGUGCUUAAUCAACGCUUUGCUUGUCAGUUACUGGCAUGCACAACAAAGCGGUGUACCAUUCAUAUCGCACGCACUCUCCUGGUGUUUUCUGUUGUAUAUUUUUGCUUUAAUUACUUUUCAUCGAACGUCCGUUUUGAAGCAACGCAUUGAGCUUUUAUUUUUCCUUUUAACCUCCCUGUACACUUUACUCUGCACAUCCUAUGAAUCGCUUUUCAUUGUAAUGCUCUCUUCAGAGUUGAUGCUCACACUGGCCGUGCAGCCCAUGCAACUGCCUUUAUCACGCAGGCUAAGUGACUCCCAACCGCAAAGUCGGAAAGGACAGCCGCUGGGCGUCAACUCACCACAGCAAUUGCAAGCGGCGCUCAAGUUGUCCUUCACCAUAUUACUCUAUACACUCUUCUCCUUUUUCGGCACCGGCAACAUUGCAUCGGUCAGCUCCUUCGAUCCGAAUAUUGUGCGCUGCUUUUUGAGCACUUUCGCGCCUUUCAUUAUUAUGGCAUUGGUCAUAUUGAAAUUAGUCAUUCCAGUUGUGUUGAAUAUAACAAUUAUUUAUGGCAUGUCGUCAUUCGCACGCGCCAAUGAGCAGGCCAUCUUCAUUUGUCUGCUGCUAAUCUGUGAUGUGAUGGGUUUGAAUUUUCUAUUUUUGGUUAGAAAUGAAGGCUCAUGGCUGGAAAUUGGCACAUCGAUUUCGCACUUUGUCAUUAUGGAGGUGACCACAGUGGUGCUGGUGAUUUUCACAUAUUUCGCCAAAUUGUUGUUGCGUUUAAAUGAAAAGGUGCAAAAUGUGGAGUAGGAGAUAAUUUAAGUAGUAUUAUUUAUGUAAAAAAAUAUGUACAUAAUUAUUGUUUUUUAUGUUGUUAUUAAGCUGUAUAUUAUUGUAUAUUAUUUUCAUAAUUAAAUUUUUUAAAUUUUCAAAAGAAAAUUUUAUGAAAUCGAAAAAACAAAAUUGGCUUUUUAUGUUUUUAUGUGGUUGCUGCUCAGAUCACCUUACGGAAUCGAUGUUCGGCAACGCUUACGUCCGUAGGAAUGGGUAAUGCGGUGCUCUCGAAAAAUUCUGUGAAGCCGACUAAGUUUGCUUUGUUAAUGUUAAAAAGGGUGCGGUUGCUCACAGAAAUCGGACAAAGUCGGGAGGUUUCUCGAUCGAAAUAAUUGUGGGUAAGCGGUCUGAUGCAAGAAUUAGCAUAGGUCACCAGAUUAUACUAUUUAUCAGAUCACCACUAGCAAUGGUAUCUAAUAUCGGGCGAUCUAAUACAGGUGCCCAUAAUUCUGGCGAAGGGUUCGUUAUUCAUUGAGCAGAAUGUCGAAUCGUCUAUUUGCUCCUCCAGUUCGAUCUCUCUACAAUUAUUUGACAGGCAGGAAUGCUAAAGGUCGUGGUGCGCGUUAAAGUCGCCUAGUACCAAACGGUUUUCACCACGAAGUAGGGCACCUAUGUUCGGGUAAUAUCCUGUAUGCUACUAUCUCCUCGAUUUUUUCUUUGGUAUCCGUUGCAGUUGAAUUGUUAAAUCCGAAGUCCUCUGUUGGCCACUCCUGUUGGCAAUACAUCACAUAUACAUGUAUUGCAUAGCCGUCGAGGCUGGAGUCGCAGUAGUGCGUUGGCAGCAUGGGGCCUCGUAACUCGUGGUCCACUCCCUGUGUGUCUUAAGGCCUGAGUAGGUCUGCAUCUUACCGAGGUGGAGCAAAAAUUUUUGUACCACUUUUUUGGCUGUUUCUAAUAUUUUUAAAAUAAUAAAAAUUUAAAUUUGUAGAUAUGGAUAUUUCAGACAUAAGCAAGUCCAUUAAGAAGACACUCUGAAAAUUUCAGGUAAAUCGUUCCAGUAACAAAUGAGAAAUUGUGGGUAUCAUUUCGAAAUACACAGUUCCGAGAAAAACACGUUAAAAUUUUCGCGUAAGUUUUCUAAAUAUUUUAAAUUAAAAAUAUUGCGAAUUUUCCGUUCAAUUAA
Messenger RNA from Bactrocera neohumeralis, 3988 nucleotides. RefSeq names its product GPI ethanolamine phosphate transferase 1 (gene PIG-N). Bases 181 to 2841 code for a protein of 886 amino acids. The record is from RefSeq and is a predicted model, not a curated record. Gene Ontology annotation, molecular function: mannose-ethanolamine phosphotransferase activity. Gene Ontology annotation, cellular component: endoplasmic reticulum membrane. Lineage: Eukaryota; Metazoa; Arthropoda; Insecta; Diptera; Tephritidae. The transcript has 3 exons. Gene Ontology annotation, biological process: GPI anchor biosynthetic process.